Drosophila sulfurigaster albostrigata is the source of this 2751-nucleotide messenger RNA. Its product is annotated as retinol dehydrogenase 12-like. The coding region runs from base 1446 to 2528 and encodes 360 amino acids. The record is from RefSeq and is a predicted model, not a curated record. NCBI's taxonomy places the organism in Eukaryota, Metazoa, Arthropoda, Insecta, Diptera, Drosophilidae. The transcript has a single exon.
AAAAUCAAGACUAGAAAAUAUAACCUAAUUACUCAUAAGUUCAACGCGAGAAUUGUUGACGUACUUGAACAAUAACCCAGCGUUUGUACAGUUUAAUAAGCUAACAUUAUUACUCGCAUAAAUGUGUUACUUAGUUAUUAAUUACAUCUUAUUACGAUUUACUGCUAUGCUAAUUGCUUAAUCGCUUGUUUGGUCGAUAGCAAAGCACUCAACACAAUUCUUAGCAUUUUAUAAAUAUGUAUAUAUUUUUUGGGGUCAACAACUGUCAAUGCUGCCCAAGGUGCAGCAACAGCAGCGCAUGCUGUUGAAAGCGUCAUGAAAAUCAAAUCAUGCUAUGGAAAAUUCCCAAAACUCGCCUUGCUCCAGAACAAAAAAAAAAACAAUGAACUUGUGCAUGAGUUCUCUGAGGCGGCGAAGUGGGGAAGUGGGAAGCGGGAAGCGAGAGCGACAUUUGAGCAUGGGAAUGUGACUGGUUACGAGUUAACUACAAACGGGGUUGCUUCAUGACAGUCUCAUCGAUUUAACAGCAGCAACAACACGUAGAACACGAACACGCCUUAGUUAUCCUGACCUAGUCAAAGUUGCCAUUACGCGCAACUCUCCCGCUCUCUCGUACGCGCUCUCUCUCCCUCUCUUCUUAGGCUUGCUCUCUUGAUGCUCUCUGCACAGAAGCUGGAGACAUGCCGAAACUCACGUCAGCCACAUUGGCGACAGACAGCGUCGAAAUUCUCGGUAAAAAAGAUGAUAUGUCCUUUCCCCUGUCCUUGUCCCUGCAGCUGUCGCUUUCGAUGUCCUGCGGUCGCAUUCGCCUGCUUGCCUGCCUGCCUGUGUCAAGGACAUUCAACUGUGGUCGCGCGUUUCAUGGAUUAUGACGGCUUUAUUGAUUUUGUAUUUUAACGGAUUUCCCCAUUGUUUGCGACAUCCUUUUUCAUUUUCAUUUCAUUUUCAACAAUAAGGAUCCAAGGACAUUGCCGCCAAAACUAGCUCAAAUUGAUACAAAGUAUGUAAAACGUUAAAACAUAGAAUCUUAGAUAAACGACGGGCGGCUUUUUUCCUCGAACCUUUCCAUAUAAUUUGCAUAAAUAAGUUUACUUUGCACUCUUAAGUUGUUUAUUAAUUAACUUGAACCCAAAUCAUAAUUUCGUUGGCACGCAAAUGUCACAAGGACUCCCAUAAUUUUCUCCCUAAUCGUGAAAUCCUUGACACCUGCUACAGUUUUAAACAAUUUCCGUAAAUAAAAUCCCCAAAAGCCAUUAAAAUGUUGUCUGUGAAUCAGUGCAAAUCAAGUGCUAUAAAAGCGGGAAAAGCGACAAAGUUCAAGUAGUCUGAGCUCAAACGGAAGUCGAAGAGACAGGAAAGUAUUUCAGGUUUACUGUUGACAACGUACGUUGGGCGCCAAAUGCCUAAAACAAUGACUUGAUAUUCGCUUAAUCAGUACAUCACAAAUGGAUUCAAUCAAUGAUAAACCCAACCGAAAUAUAUUCGGUCUACGAGGUAUUUGGGCCACAAUUGUGCCGGUCAUAUUGACAACGCUACUUAUUGCGUUGAUUUUGUGGCUGCUACGAAAAUUCAUUGAAGGACCAUUCUAUCGCAAAAAGAAUCGCAUCGAUGGCAAAGUGGUCAUCGUCACCGGCUGCAACACAGGCAUUGGCAAGGAGACGGUCCUCGAGCUGGCGCGUCGUGGUGCCAAGAUCUACAUGGCCUGUCGAGAUCCCGCACGCUGCGAGGCAGCUCGCAUUGAGAUCAUCGAUCGCACCCAGAACCAACAGCUCUUCAAUCGCAGCCUCGACUUGGGAUCAUUGGAGUCGGUGCGCAACUUCGUUGCUCGCUUCAAGGCGGAGGAGACCCGACUCGAUCUGCUGGUGAAUAAUGCCGGCAUUAUGGCCUGUCCACGCUCCCUAACUGCCGAUGGCUAUGAACAGCAGUUUGGCGUUAAUCAUCUGGGUCACUUUCUGCUCACGAAUCUCCUGCUCGACCAUCUGAAAAAAGCGGCGCCUAGUCGCAUUGUGGUCGUCAGUUCGGCGGCCCAUUUGUUUGGCCACAUCGAUCGUGAGGAUCUGAUGAGCGAACGCAGGUAUGGCAAGUUCUUUGGCGCAUACAGUCGCUCCAAGUUGGCCAACAUCCUCUUUACCCGCAAAUUGUCCACGAUGCUUCAGGGCACCGGGGUUACCGUCAACUGUUUGCAUCCGGGAUUGGUGCGUUCCGAUCUGAAUCGUCAUUUUCGCGCACCUCGCUGGUUUCUCGGUCUGCUCAGCAUUGUCUCUCUGUAUUUCGUGAAAUCCCUGCGAGCUGGAGCUCAGACUACUUUGCGUCUCGCACUUGAUCCAUCGCUGGAGGCUUGCUCGGGGGAUUAUUAUGCGGACAGCAGGCGGUUUCCGCUGGUGCCGUGGGCACGUGACGAAAAGACGGCCAAUUGGCUGUGGGGGGAGAGCGAGAGGCUGGUGGGACUGGCGCACAACGUUGAACAGUCGACAGCACGUGAUGAUGAUGAUGAUGAAUCAAUUAAGACGGUCGUCGUCAGUGAAUAAUAGUUUAGUAGAAAGGCUAAUUGAUGGCGAGCGACCGUUAACUGGCACUUGAUAGAGGAACAAGAGACCCAUCCUAGUGAUUUCCUCAACGUUCAGUUCCAAUUGAGGACUUUGGUCUUGAUGAUAAACCGACUAAUGUAAAAAUUGAAUUGUAAAAACAUUUUCUCACAACCUCGAUGCCUAUUGAAUUCCCUAGUUAUGCAUACAAUAGUUGUUUUAAAUA